This is a messenger RNA of Heteronotia binoei (common prickly gecko), 1845 nucleotides long. RefSeq lists its product as uncharacterized. NCBI's taxonomy places the organism in Eukaryota, Metazoa, Chordata, Lepidosauria, Squamata, Gekkonidae. The record is from RefSeq and is a predicted model, not a curated record. Gene Ontology annotation, cellular component: nucleoplasm; cytoplasmic stress granule. The transcript has 5 exons. Gene Ontology annotation, molecular function: RNA binding. The coding region runs from base 443 to 1525 and encodes 360 amino acids.
UAGCGGAGGGCACUUAUAGGGAAGGCAGGCACCUGAGGGGAGGUUGAGGGGCAACUUUUAAUUUAAUUUUUAUUCGCUUCAUACAUUAGGCUGUAAACGGCGUGUCUGUUGAGAGUUAGUUUAGGUAACUGAAACUUAAGCUACAGCAGAGGGAAAGGAGUCUCCAUCCCGGCACUAGAGAUUUCCCUUUCUUCCUUUGAAGUGUGGUCGCAAGGCUUCGUAGGAGAAAUCUGUGGAGUCGAACUGACAUCUGCUUUGUGUGUGUUUGUGUUUCGGUCUGGCCUUGCCACUUCUAGAAACAGGCUACUAGAUUUUAGGGCGGGGGGAGAUUGGCUAGUCACUGUUUCUUAACAGGGUCAGGCUUGAACCAGUGUUGUAGUCAGGCCUUUUGCAUCCUUGGGGCUCCUCUGCUGUCACCUGCAUCCAAGACUAGCUUUAGACCAUGCAGAAAGAGGAAUUGGGCAUGGAUGAGAACCGCAACCCUGAGGAAGAGCUGCGUCUUCUGGGGGGAAAGAAGGAGAAAUGCCAUAGCCUCAGCAACCGCAUCCGGACAGGAGCUGGAGCAGAGCUGGGCUACAGGCCAAGCCAGGGCUCCAGAGAAGGUUCCUGGGAGUCCAAUGGCUAUUCUGCAUCCUCAGAGAUCGCCGAUGAGCCCAGUGUUCCCUUGAGCCCGUCUAACAGCCUUAACAUCCGCAACCUCCAGUUGUCUGAGCGGGACCCUCCAGUUACCCACCACCCCCACCGCUAUCCCCAUCGCUUCUACCACAGCCGGCCCUUCCACGCAGCUGCCUACCGCAAGACCUACCGAGGCAGCCCCUCUGACCGCAAAGAAUGGGGACCCAGCACCAACGGCUACCACUGUGCUCCUGAAAGCAUUUCUAAUGGGCGGUGGCAGCACCGGCGCCGUGGCUAUUCUGACCCACCAUCUCCAUCGUCAUCUCCAGAAUCCGAACGAGACAGCACCAUCAAAGUCGGAGAGAAGCCUGCCGUUACAUCAAAUGCCACCAAUGCAGCCAAUGAGGAUUCUGGGAAGGAAACAUGGUCGCUUUUCCGGCCACUUCCUGCUUUCCCAGUUGAUAGCAGCAGUGCCCGAAUCAUUCCUAAGAUCUCUUAUGCUAGCAAGCUGAAAGAGAACUUGGAUCAACCAGGGAAAGCCUGCCAUGUUCCCGCCUCGGCCGUCCGCACCACCAAUAGCCUCCCCAACUGUGUCCUGGCGCCACCCCCAAGCAGCCCCCCACCAUCUGACAGCAGCCGGCAGCAGCACCUGGGAGCCAUCUUUCAGAAUGAGUGGGGCUUGUCCUUCAUCAAUGAGCCAGGAGCAGGGCAUGGAGGGGGUGGUGGGACUGCGCCAGAAAAAGAUGUGGAGGAUGCAAACACUGGAGCGUGCUGGGAGAAAAUGGAAGCCAAUGACUGGCAAGCCGCAAGAAAUUAUCACCUGGAAGAAUGGACUCAUAUAUGGGAGCUACACAGUCAAGCUCCUAGCAAAGUGACGGUCUAUAUGGACACCUUGGAUGGGAAGGGUUAACACCAAGGAUUCCUUGGGGAAGCACUGCUAAGAUCCGGGGGGUGGGGGGGGCACAGGGGGAGAGGCAAGGCACCCCCCCCCACCCCACGAAGACUGGAGAAGCCCAGGCAUCUUGAAAGGGGAAGCUACGCCACCUGCCUCCCUUCCUCCCUCUCUCAUCCUAAUGCUGUUAUAGCCCAAAUUGUCCUGGAUGGGGCUGAUGUCUCACCCUCCCCGCCCCCUCUGAUUUAAUGCUCUGGUUUUUAAUUUCUUCAGAUGGUUUUUAAUUUCUCUGGAUUCCCCUGAAAAUAAAAGUGAAAAAAAGAAUUUAUUUAAAUUCA